Messenger RNA from Puccinia graminis f. sp. tritici CRL 75-36-700-3, 415 nucleotides. RefSeq lists its product as uncharacterized. The transcript has 3 exons. Lineage: Eukaryota; Fungi; Basidiomycota; Pucciniomycetes; Pucciniales; Pucciniaceae. The coding region runs from base 26 to 415 and encodes 129 amino acids. The record is from RefSeq and is a predicted model, not a curated record.
UGGAUUUUUGCCAUCUGAAGAGCAAAUGGUAAGUUUUUCACGCAACCCUUUGGGUAGGGAAAAAAAUUGGUAUGAUCAUGAAAUGAUAACCCACCACGGAACUGCUCCAGAGGGGGAACCAUCGCCAACACCUCAAGAGAAAGGUACAUGUGUUUCAAAGGCAAAGGGUAAAGGAAAAGUAGGAAUUGGGAGUGAAAAGAAUAAAGAAUUCCGACAGAUUCCUCAGCGAAACGAUCCACUCAAGUUGUGGAAGUGGAUUUGCGGUGUUACGCUCUACAUCGCUUCACCAGAUGACCAGGAAGUCAAGUCAGCCAAUGGACCCAAGAUCUCAAAUUUCCUCGCAAUACUUGCCGCAAACAUCAGUCAAACUGCUCAGGAGCCUUGGCAAGCUAGAACCAGGAGAAUAUGCACAUGA